ACCCCGUGUAUCAUUCUUUGUUGCCGCUUGGUGACGGCGUGUCACGCAAGUGUAAUGUGAUUGCAGUUCACCGCAUUGGCCGACAGGGGUCAGCGUUAACAGGUACCACACAGCAACCGCAGCAUCCCGGAUCAGAGAGAGAGAGAGAGAGAGAGGUGAGCAGUGAGCAGGCGAGAUGCUUCGCUCAGAGCGAGCUCGUUCAGUCAGCGGGUCUGCUGUGGGAGAGAGCGGGCGGUGAGCGGGCUGAAGGAGGGCAGACUGAACCUGUGAUUCUCAAAGGUUUGGCACCAGAUGAAUGAACAAGGCAUUUUAACUUCCUCAAAGCUGAUGUGAUGUCAUCAAGUGUAUUGCCCUGUUAAGAAACAAAUAAAUACAGCUCAUUUCUUUGGCGGUAUAUUGGAAUAGAAAUGGAAAUAAUGUGAGAUUAGGUUGUGAUUCUGCACUCCAUCCAAACUGUAAACUUAAAAGCCUAGGUACAGGCAAGUGAGAGAACAAUACUUUUGAUGGAUCCAGGAUUAUCGUGGAGCUUUUGAGAGGGAAGCUCAGACUUAUACAACAUGAAUGUGCAAGGAAAGAUACAAGCUGGUGAAGUCAACCAACAAGAAGAAAUACAGAACGAUGACAAGCAGCCCUUGACCGAAACAGUGGAAGAUGCCAAUGCCAAUCAAAUCACCAAAGAGAAUAUUUAUUCAGAUGACAGAGAGCAUGGCAGCCCACUACCUCCUCUGGUGUCGCACUCCGAAGCCCAGGAAAGGAUCAUUAUCUGGGGAACACAUGCUCGGUGUGAAGACCCUGAGCUUGAAGAGUUUGAACUGCUGGAGUGUCAAGAGUUAGAAACAUUUGUAGGGGAAGAAGAAGAACAGGUAGACAUGCAGAGUGAAAGAAGCAGGAAGGGAGCAAAGAACUUCAGUGACAAAGAGUUGUCAUCUACAGCCAUCAACACCACUGUUGGCUCCCCUUGGAAAGACCACAAUCAAAACCAUAAUGUGGGUGGAGAUGCAAAUGAGAACUCUCAGCCCCUUGACCUCAGGACCUCCAGCUCUCGCUCUGGUGUGAAUCGGACCCUGAGAGAUGCAAGAAGUGGUUCUGAGAGCAAUGUAUUUUCAUCUUCCCUUUCUGCAGUGACCAGCCUCAGUGGAAGUUUAGCCAGUGCCCUGGACAGUGCAGGCCGCACACAGCCUCUCUCUUCCCAGUCCACCAAGUCUACCUCAGACAAAGGCAGGAACCAGCAUCCAACUACUACCGAGUCCUACAUCCACUCAGAGAGAAACAGGGAGAUUCCCAGUGAUUUGGACCAAAACCAUAACUCUACCACUCUGCCUCAGGAACCACAAUAUGACCGAAGUAAGCUAAUGCAUCCUUCAUAUGGAGCAGUAAAACUGCAAAAAUUCCAAAUGGAAGCAGAGCAGAAUGCUGGGAAAAGGAUGUCAACCGAGGUGCCGAAAGGUAUGGUGAGGGUGCUACCUUCUUGUAGGCAACUAGUCCGCCCUCUUUCUACUGAAAAACUACUAACCUCAGGAUACCCCAGCAUAGACACCCAGGCAGACCAGCAACAAUCCCACUCCUCAGAGACAAGUCAGAGCCAUCCACAAGUGCUGCCUACUAAAGAGGUCAACAGCAAUCCCAAUGCAGACUCUCAGACACCUUCCAACCAGGCUUUUACACGAGAAGCCCAACACUUGAAGAGGCAAAAUUCAGUAGAUCGUGCUGCAAGACCCUCCAGCCUAGAAAGGAAGACUCACUUCAGCAGGCGAGCCUACAGCAGUCCGACUAGACCUUCAACACCUCCAUCCCCCAAGACCACAAAGUCUCCUCAAAGACAGCCUUCUUCCUCGCCCAUCAAGACUUUACCUUCUCGAUGUCCUCAGUUGGGUUAUGCUGGGUAUAGCUCGGGCUUAAGAACCCCAGUUAAAACCACAAUAAACACAAGCAUCCAUAAAAUUCCUCCACAGCAGGCAUUAAUGGAGACCUCCCCUCCAAGCAAGUGCCUGCCAAAACCCAAAAGUGUCCGGCCCAAAAUCAUUACGUACAUUCGGAAGACUCCCCAGGUGAAACCCCAGACUUUUGAAGGAACAUACGACGUGUCUUCCUUACCAACGAGACUCUCAGCAUACAGCAGCACACAGACCAAACCAACUGUCGGAGAUAAAGGGGAAGCUACUGUGCUGAGUGCCUCAAAUUUACUCUAUGAUAAGUAUCGUCAAGAGAUGCAGAAGGUCCGGUUCUUCUCGCCUGGACUCAUGGUGUCUGGGAUUAAGCCACCCAGCAACACUAUGCCCCAUAAAAUGACAGGCAGAGCAGACAGCUUCUAUGGGUCUCUCAACAAGCCUCUGUCUGCAGCGGCUGGUAGAUCUCCAUUAGCCAUUGGGUCUCCAGUUUCUGGAGCCGAGGACCCUUCUGGAUCCCCUAUGGGAGCACAGGAUAUGGGGAGUCUUUAUCGUCCACCACGAGGCCUAAGACCCCAGCUUGGCAUUGGUGCUGUUAACAGGACUCCCUCUGCUACUGCCAAGAACAGGAUGGUCCUAACAGGCCAGCCGAAGUCACCACUGACCCUCAGUCAACCAAUACAGGCAGUAAACCCGACCACCCAAAACCCUCAGGAAUCUCAAGAUCAGAGAAAGCCAGUGGCCACUGGGUUAGCUGCUAAAUCCCUCCUGCCGAAGCCAGCUCAGUCUGGGCUGCGCCCUCCCGGUUACUCGCGCCUCCCGCCGGCUCGUCUAGCCGCCUUUGGGUUUGUCCGGAGCUCUAGUGUCUCCUCUGUGUCCAGUAACCACUCAACUGACAGCACACGGAGUGAGCCCUGCCGACCUGCCUACCGUCCCAGCAGUGUAAGUGAUGAGCCGCCACCGCUUCACCGUGUCACCACGUCACCUCCUGGAGAUGGAUCCAGAGCACCGUGCCGUAGCACCCCUCAACCCCCCAACACCCCUGCACCCACACGUCGCUCCCUGCUGCCCCCUCCUCGAAGCUCCCCUGUGGCAUCCCGUAAGGAAUUCCAGAAGAGUUCUGAUGGCACCCGUUCAUCUCUCUCUUCCCCUAAGAGACUCGCUGUAGUGUCGCCUAAACCGCAGUCUCCAGUCCUUCAGAGGCAACAGAGGGCAACAGUGGUGAUCCGAGGCUCAAGCAUGCAGAUUUUGCCUCGUACUGGCUCUCCGGGCCCAGAGAUGAAAAAGGAAGGAGAACAGAAGAAAGAAAAAGAGCGAGAGGACGUAGAGAGGAAUGAAGAGAUGCAGCUCUUGCAGGGUCGCUGUGCAGAACAGGCCAGGCAACUACAGACUCUUCACACAGAACUAAAGAAAACCAGCAUGAGUCUGGAGGUCUUUGUGAUCUGCACUCAGCACUUCUCCCUCAAGAUUGAAAAUGCUGAGGAGAAAGAGAGAGAGUUGUCCCAGGAACUCAGUCGGAUUCAACAUGAAGUGGCCUUUAACGCAGCUCGCUGGGAGCGUCUUCAGAAGGAGAAGAGAGAGCUGGAGCAGUGUUUCGAGAGGGAGCUGAGAGAGUUACAGGUCCAGCAGGAGUCUGAACUCGCUACUGUAGAGGAGAGCCUGAGAUUACGGCACGCUUCGGACCGAGACCAUCUCAGAGCAGAGCACCAGUCUGAGGUGGAGGAGCUGUGCACACAGCACCAGGAACAGAUUGAAGAGUUGACCUCCAACCAUGAGGCCGCCCUUGAAGACCUGAAGACCAUGCACAACAUCACUAUGUCAACACUCCAGGAAGAGCAUGCCAGGACCAUGAGGGACUUGAGGAAAGCCCAUGAGCAGCAAAAGGCCAGUCUAGAAGAGGACUUCGAGAAACUGCGCCUCUCGCUUCAGGACCAAGUGGACACUCUGACUUUCCAGAACCGGACUCUGAAAGACAAAGCCAAGCGUUUUGAAGAAGCUCUGAGGAAGAGCACUGAUGAACAGAUAGUGGAUGCACUGGCACCGUAUCAGCAUAUCGAGGAGGACCUGAAGAGUCUGAAGGAGGUUUUGGAGAUGAAGAACCAGCAAAUUCAUGACCAGGAGAAGAAGAUCUGUCAUCUGGAGAAAGUGCAGGCCCAAAAGAACCUGUAUCUGGAGGAGCGGGUCCAGGUGCUUCAGCAGCAGAAUGAAGACCUGGUGGCCCGCAUUGAUCGCCAUCUCUCAGUGUCAAGACAACUGUCUGAGGAGAACGCAAACCUUCAGGAAUAUGUGGAGAAGGAGACCAACGAGAAGAAACGCCUGAGCCGCAACAAUGAAGAGCUGCUCUGGCUUCUCCAGACGAGUCCCCACCUGUCGCCUUCCUCUUCUCCCAUCCACAGAGCCUUCUUCCCCGGGCCUGAUAUCCCUCCUUACCCUUACUCUCCGGGUCCCGGGACCCCCACACACUCCUGUUCUCCUGGCCCCUCUCCAGCACCAGGGACGCCCACUCUUAGAGGCUCACCAGCAGCACGCUCGUCCCCUGCCCGGAUCCCGAACGCCAACACUUUACCCAGAUGAGCUGUUUUACUGAAUCCCAGUCACAUCGCCCAUUCUCUGUUCCUGUUCGUUGUGACAGAAUUGUAUCAUUCUGGGGUGCAGACCGUCCCUGUUUUCCUGAGAAAAUCCUAAUCCUUUAUUAGGAUAAUGUCAACCCGAAAUGGUCAGACAGCCUUUUUUUUUUUUUGUAUCAGAAAUGCAUAGCUUCAGAAUGAAAGAGCUGUUGAUGCUAAUGCUUAUGAUGUGCUGCCAGCAAUGCUUGGUCUGCAUGGAGGCAGGAUCAUUUUUGUGUAUUAUAGAAGUAGCUCAGCGUUGACUCUAAAACAUGCUGUUGGACUCCAACACAAAUGUCUGUUGUUUCUUCUGAAUGACAUACGAGAACUUUAUACAACAAAAAGCACUUUAGGUUUCUGCCCUACCUUCUUCCUACAGAUAAGUGCACCAGCAUCUUUCCUGGUCUGGUUUAUUUUUUUAUGCGAUAUGUCUUCUGAUUUCACAAAUCUCCCAAGUUCUGAUUUAGAAUGUUUCGAAUUAGUCAAGACAUAUAUACUGCAAGAUGUAAUUUUCUUAAUUUAUUUCUUACUGUAAAAAUAUCUACAUAUUCUUAACAUUUUUGCAUAUUAUUAUUAUUAUUAUUAUAUAUGUAUACACUACCAUUCGCAACCUGAUCUCAUGACGAAAACGUACCUUUGGGAAUUUUUCCGCAAGACACGAAACACGUACUGCCAUGUAUAUUUCGUGACAUAUUUGUGAAACGUCCACUUAGUGGUGCUAAAAGAGUUCAUAUGAAUGUGCAUAUGGUAAAUUUUAUGUGACAUUGGUUUUGUAGUCACCACAGUUCUGACUUGAAGUGUCCAUUGAGUGGCGCUAUAAGUCUAAAGUUCCAUGACGUUUUCAAAUGACGCACCAUCUGCAGUGAUAUGUACUUAUUGUUACGUAUUUCUACAUCUUACGUUUUCGUAAUGAGGUAGACCAUUCAAAAGUUUGGGCUCAGUACGUUUUUUAAAAAUGUUUUUAGAAGUCUAACCAAGGUUGCGUUUAUUUGAUAAAAAUAUACAAUAAAAAUUGUAAUAUUGUGAAAUAUUAUUACUGUUUUCUAUUUUAAUAUAUAUAAAAAAAAUGUUUAAAUAACUGUAGGGGUAAACAAAAAUGCUUAUUAAGAAAAUGCUUUUUGCAGUAUAAAGGCCUUUUCUCAUCAUCUUAACAAACUGCAAUACCUAGCACUGGUGCAUGAGCAGUUACAGUUUUCCUGGACCCUCCGAAAAGACUAAUCCAGCUCAUAUCAAAACCAGCAAGUGUUUCUUCAUACACAAAUCCGUUUACUGACAUGACACCUUCGCUGGCACAGAUUCAAUGUGCCCAUUUUUGCUGGUUGCCUGGUUAACAAGACAAACAAACUCUUCAGCAUCACGCCUGUUCAUCCUAACUUACCUGACAAAAGCAAGUGCUCUCACUUCAUGCAUGACAUAAAACAGGGAGAUCAAGCAAAUAUAUAGGUACCGACUACAGGAAAUGUUGUAAAUUGUAGUUGUAAUUCUGAUUAUUUAAUGGACAUUUUGCUACUUGAUGUGCAUGUGAUGUAAGUCUUCCAUUUUUAAUGUGAGUCCUAGGAUAGUUGUCAUGUUAGCGUAGAUACUCGGACUCCUGAGGAUGAUAGCUUCCACCUCUGAUGAGUUUUUGAAAUGUUUGAGGACAGUACUUUACCCGUAACUUCUAGGACGUCCCACCUGUCAGAGGUGUGUUGUUUAAAGGUUUUACAGAGGUACAAUAUGGUAGUUGAGCGUAUGUUUGGAUUUAUCUCUAUUGUAAUGCUGGUUAACUCUCGUAUUACCUCUGUAGAGUGUAGCAUAACAGAGAGAGGUUUCUCUGUAUGAGUGAACUAGAAAAGAAUGUAACUGUGUCUUUAAAUGUCGUAUGAUAAAGUUCAGGGAAAUUAUUUUGCUCAGUUUUAAAGGCAGUUCUCAGUUUUUCAGUAAAACAUGAUUGUUUUUAAAUGAAAAAUACAAUUGCUCUUGCAAAGUGGGUUUUGAUAUUUCAAAACAAAGAGGCCAUUUCUUUGAAUUUUUGAAAAUUUGGAUUCAAAUUUUUUCCGUUUGUGUGUUUCUACAAUCGAUGCAUCUUUCAACGGGCAACCUUUGACACUUUUGAUACAAAUGAGAAGUUUUGUAAACUCUUCACUGAUAAUAUUGUUUUCUAUGAUCAGAUGGUGCUUGUACAGGGUAUCAUACACAGAAGGACAAUAAUCUGCUAUUCAAGACCAGCAAUCUACAAAAAAUCCACACACACAGCAAACAUGUAUUUGCAGACGUUUUUCUUCAUUUGAGACACUAUUGUUUACAGUUAUUUUUUUCAUUACUGUGAAAUGUAUUUUUAUUCUAUUUCUUAUGCAUUUUCAAGUUAUGUAGCUUUGCAUUUUGAAUUAGUUUCAUUUGCUUCUGUCACUGUGAUGGAAAUGAUUUUUUUGUUCAAUUUUUGCUACUCUGGCACAGAUUCUAAAGAGUUUUCUAGAUGUUUCCCGUCAAGCACAAUUCUGUUUUAUACCACACCCAAAAAAGUUUCAUAUUUUAAAGUGUGUUUUUUAAAAUUAUAAAUAUAUAUAUAUAUUAGACUACAGCAGAUCGUUUUACAUUAGCAACGUGACUACAAUUCAGAAUAAUUUUGAUUCACAACAAAAAGUACAUUAAUGUUCCUUGAAUGUGCCUUUUUUAUUGUGCAAAAGUAGCAAAAAUGAAAAGGUUUAAGAGUCAAUAUGCUUCUAAUAUCUGGCUUAAUAAUACAAGAAAAUUAAUGCAUCUUUUGAAAUAUUUGUCAGCUUUUUUAUUUAUUCUUUUUAUUAAAUUUUUUUAACCAAAUUAUUUUUCAAAUAAUAUUUUUUUUAUUUAAUUUUAUUUUGUUGUACUUUUUUCAUAUUGUGUAUUUAUGUUCUGAAUUAAUGUCUCAACAAAAAACCUCAGCAACCUCAAUCUGCACCUGCUAUGGUUUAUAACAAAGUACAAAAUUGUUACUAAUCUACAUUUACUGAAAGGAGUAAAUAUGUAUUUAAUCUUAUACUUAAAUCCUGUUUUGUUUUCUCAGUGGCCCUCAAGAUGACCUUCACUAUGGCAUUAGUCCAUAGAUUAUAAUGAAUGAUAUGAAACAACAGACACUGACUCUUUGUCCUGUGGACAUCUAAACUACUGAAUGUGAACUUACCCCUGAAAAAACUGACACAGUCAAUGUAAACUGAGAGUGGUGGAGACACUUAUUGAACUGAAUUAAAUUUGUCCCUCUGUCUACUUACUAACAUUUGACUUCUAUUAUGUCUUUUCUGACUGGAUUUACAGUCGUUUGUAAGCUAUUUAUUGUGUUUUAGUGCACAGUAAUCGAUGCAUGUUUGUCUUGGAUGGAUCAUUCCUUCCCCUUGUACGUUUUCAAAUUGUGAUGGUUCACGCUGUAACUGUAGCAUAGGAAGUAUAAGGAAUGGAAAGAAUUUAUAUAUAACUCAUUUGUAAUCACUAUGGGGGCUGGGGAUGAAUAUUAAAAUGUUUCAAAAUAAAA
Carassius gibelio (silver crucian carp) is the source of this 7976-nucleotide messenger RNA. RefSeq names its product microtubule-associated tumor suppressor candidate 2-like. NCBI's taxonomy places the organism in Eukaryota, Metazoa, Chordata, Actinopteri, Cypriniformes, Cyprinidae. The transcript has 15 exons. Bases 558 to 4460 code for a protein of 1300 amino acids. The record is from RefSeq and is a predicted model, not a curated record. Gene Ontology annotation, cellular component: cytoplasm; nucleus. Gene Ontology annotation, molecular function: microtubule binding.